UCACCUCCCAUGAACCUUUACUUCCAAUGGUGCUUCUUCCCCACGCACACCUAAGCUGUAUAAAGGUCAGUCAAUAAGAUUUCUGCUGCUGGAGCAGCAUUAACUGGAAAGAUAGUUACUUUCCACAGAUUCCCAACCCAGCAGUGCUGGGACCUGCUUCCUACAUUUGCAUCCUUGCUGCUGCUCCUGUGGUGCCUACUGGAAAAGGUGGAAGCAGAAAUUGGUUCUUCUUGCCCAGCUGGCUGAAGUUCAGCCAACAGCAAAUGUUUGUCUUCAGUAAAUAACCUCUCUGAAAGCAAGCACCAGCACUCCAGUGUACAAACCAGGGAGAUGUUUUUCUCACUGAGGCUGGUGUUUGGGAUGCUGUACCCUGCAUACUACUCAUACAAAGCUGUGAAGACAAAAAAUGUGAAGGAAUAUGUUCGCUGGAUGAUGUACUGGAUUGUGUUUGCUCUUUAUACAGUGACUGAAACAAUAACUGACCUAACAGUCUCUUGGUUUCCACUGUACUAUGAGCUGAAGAUAGCUUUUGUUAUCUGGCUCCUUUCCCCAUAUACUAGAGGGGCAAGUUUAAUCUACAGAAAAUUCCUCCACCCACUGCUUUCUUCUAAAGAAAGGGAGAUUGAUGAGUACAUAGUCCAAGCCAAAGAAAGAGGCUAUGAGACCAUGGUGAAUUUUGGAAGGCAAGGGUUGAAUUUGGCAGCAACUGCUGCAGUGACAGCAGCUGUAAAGAGCCAAGGUGCAAUAACUGAGAAACUGAGAAGUUUCAGUAUGCAUGAUUUGACUACUAUACAAGGAGAUGAGCCUGUUGGACAGAGACCUUAUCAGACAUUGCCAGAAGCUAAAAAGAAAACCAGAGCCUCUACAAGUGAAUCUUCAAGUUACAAAACUCCACUGGAAAAAAAUCCCGGAGAUGACAAAACAGAUGAAGAGAUGGAGGGGACAUAUUCAGAGGAUGAAAUGUUUGCUCAGAGAGGCCUUCGAAGAACUCAGAGUAUGAAAUCUGUGAAAACCAUUAAAGGCCGCAAAGAGAUACGAUAUGGAUCACUGAAAUACAGAGUAAAGAAGAGACCUGCUGUAUACUUUUAAGUGUACUGCACAAUGCCUGCAAGAGAAACUGCUGUACUAUAGUAACUUGAAUUCAAGUUUUCAAGAUCUGUGUACAAUUCCUAAAAUGAGUCUGUAUGAACAGAUAUGGUAGGACUUGUUUUUGUGAACCCAAGCGAUCAGAUAAAGUAUUACUCUGUUUUUCUAUAAUUGUUUAGAUUUAAAUCUGGACAAGUUACAGCAUGAAUUUCAGCACUCCUUGAAUAGGAGUUAAAUGAGGAAUAGGAAAUACUCUUUUGCCAGAGGUAUUGAACAGAUUGAAAUAAUUACAACUCCAAUUGAAUUAGCAGAAGAUUUAAGUAUCUAGAGCUUGUGAGAAUUGAACCAUAGUGUCCCCAAGUUUACAUUGAAAGAUAGAUAUACUUGAAAUAUUUUUCUGAACUACAAUUCCUGAAAAGGCCUUUGUGUAAUUUUUAAAUGUACAGUUUAAAGGACAGUGGAUGAUGGUGGGAAAGAAAAAGGAAAGGUGAGGUAGGUUGGAUACAUCCUAAACAUCAUCAUCUUGCAUCAUAUUGCCAAGCUUUGCAAACUGGGGGUACAUAUAGCACUUUAUGCAAAACUGUAUAGUUUUGCACACUCUUAAUGAUUUACAACUGCACAUGUCAUUUUAGUGACUUGCUAGAUAGGUUAGAGUUACAUUUUGAAUGCCAGCAAUUCUUGUAUUUUAUGAUCUUUUUAAAAUUUAUCCUGAUUCCUUAAGUACACUUAGGAUGCUGUAGAUACUUGCUACUAACAAUAUUAUCAGGUGCCUUUCUAUGUGUUAUAGGGCUGUGUGGGUUUUGUCUGUGUGGUUUUUUUUUGGGGGGUUGGGGUUUUUUUGUUUGUGGGGUUGUUUUGUUUGUGUCUGUCUUCCUCCAUCUAAAGAGAUGUAACAUGAUUUAAGUCAGUUUUUGGUUAAAAUUGUGGUAAGUAAAACUUGUAGCAAUUCCAGUGAUACGCCUCAGGGAUCUGAUCAGCCCAUGAGCUGUGUGUUAAAGUCAUGCUGCCAUAAAGGUAUGUAUGAUAGCUUAGUCAGGCCCUGGUUUAGUUUUGCUCUACAUUGCUUUAAGAACAAAUAUAUUUAUAUAUAGUGUACUUCAGAACAUGUAUGAGUGUAUAUUUCAUACCAUAUGUGGAUUCUAAAAUGGCCUGUGUAGUACUUUCUUUUAUUGCUGAAGUUAUUACUAAAAUAUUUGCAUAUAAAUAGCUUCUUCUAAAAGUCUAGUUGAUUUAGUCAUUUUAUAACCUAGAAUCCCAUGGCAUAUCUGCACAGAGAUUAAUUUUGCAAUGUCUUUCAAUGCAGUGACUUGUUAAAAUUACUUUUUUAGGUCACCUUUGGUACAAUUUUCUGCAGUUCUGAGAAUUAGGCUGAUUUUAGUUUGCUGUGUGACUAUAUUUCUACUGUGGAUUCAGGGAGAAACCACCCACUUUUUUGCAGAUAGUAUUUUAUUAUGCAUCUUUGGGACAGUCCUUGCUACUUCCCUCAAAGAGGAAAUGGCAUGGAUUCCUUAUCCUUGGAUCUCUGACUUCAGUCCUUAGGCCUUUCCCCAAGUAUUGACAGUAAUCUGUAAGUCUACAGCAGAGAUCUUAAAUAUAUUCCUGAGGCUUGGGCCUGCUGCAGUUCUUUUUCUGUUACAGCCAUAGCAGUUCACUGCUGGUAGGCACUUGGUGGUCUGCAGCAUAGACUGGCAUUCAGAGUAAUCCUCUGCACACUUCAGCCAGGGUUUGAGUUCUGUGGGUGCACGUGCAGCUGGUCUGUGUUGGUGUUGUUCCUCCCUGCCUGUGGGAAGUGUCUGCAAGCCCUGUGCACUUUGCACUUCAACAAAACAGCACUUCAGCAUCUCUGAGGAGCCUCGGUGCUUUAGUGAGAACUCCCAGCAGGCCACGUGUGAUUAAAAGGCUAAAACCUGUUUUACUUCACUCAGAAACACAGUUGGAUACCAGAAGACAGGAAGGCUGCUCUCUCCCAAAUGAGUACAGUGCAAAAAUCCCAUCUCCUAACCAAAACUGUACCUUGUUAUCCAGCUUUUCUAAGGAGCUGUGGGCAAGGAGUGAUCACAAAAGCAACCUUCCCCGGAGUGUGGGACUUCUGCCCCAGGAAUGUCUGUGCUUCUCCUCUGUUUCCCUAGGCUUGUCUGUGUGUUUUGGCACUCUAUACACUAAUGUAUAAGACACUAAGGAGCCCUAAGCUCUUGUAUUUGCAUCUCACCCCUCUCUGAAUAGUAGACUGACCUGGGCCUGGGAUGGAAUCUCUAACUCUUACUGUACAGUUGAGCACUUACUGACACAUUUUGCUGUAACCAAUCAUGCUUGUUUUACCAGCAAGCAUGGCAAAAAAAGGAUCAUCUUUGUACAAAUCAUAAUCCUGCAUGAAGGAGUAGAGGAAGCCAUUUUUUCAGAAUUACAGCUCCUGUUACAGGUUCAUGUAGAUCCUGUUUUGGGGGUUGUGUUUUUAACACAUUUCUAGGGCUAGAGAUCAUUGAAGUGUUUCAGGCUCUACCACACUCCUGUCAGGAAGUAGCUCUAUGUGUCUCUAUGUACCUGAGGCUGUAACUUCUGGCAGAAUUAACUUGCUAACUCAGUAGUGAUAAAGGCUAAAUAAAUCCUCAUCUUCCUGGAACUUGCAUGGAAUUAGGAAAGCUGGCAGUAUUAUUCAUAUUCAUUACUGUUUGCAUAUAAAUGUACUUCUUUCAGGUAACUCUCUUACAUGAUCAAACCUUCAAUGUUUCCUUUGCUGUUUUCUUCAGUCUAAUAGCCAACUAUAAAAAUAUUUUCAUGCCAGCCUGAUUUUGAUCUUUGAAUUCAUCCUCAAACUGGUUCACUGGAUUAUCUUCAUUUUUUCUUCUUACUGUUCAUUGCUAGGUGAUGCUUGUCAGGGCUCAAUGGCAUGAUUAGCGUUCAUCCCAGUGAUACUUAGUUCUCUCUCCUUGUUGAAUGUAGUUUACUUUGGUUUUGAAACACUACAGUCUUUUAACUUUGGUUACAGGGAAUUUUCAAACUUUUUUGCCUUAGCAACUGCAGAAGUCGUCUGUCUAGCUCUUGCCAGGAAACUUUGUGAAAAAAAAUGUUAAAAAUCAAUGUUUAACAUUCUUUUUGGAUUUGGUAUGUAGAAUGUAGUUGAUGUCAAAUUAUCUAAUCUUCUGAACAAAGUGUUUCCUAAAAACUGAGUGACUGCUAAUUUGACUGUAGUCAAACAAAGACUUGGGGUUUAAAAGUGCUUUAAAAGAAAAUAUGUAUUUCUGUUUAAAUCAUAUCAAGGUUUCAAGCCUUUCCAAAAUAUAUCUGAACUGACUCAGCUUUCUUAGCAAGAGCCUACUGUGCUUGUUAAAUACCCAGUCUGAGAUGAGGAUUAAAUUGGUGGCCUCAGCUGCAAAUGAGCUUAGGCUGGACUUUGAUUGCAAUGUAAUUGCCAAUAUUGCUAAUACCUUUGGUGUGUGAAAGUAACUGAAUAACAUCCAACAUGCAUUUUGCAAACUAUAAUGAAUUUUAAAAUAAAGAUAACUUGGUAAAAGAGAAUGGUGAAGAAAAUGCUGGACACAUUCAAUGUGCUGUUCAUGACAAAAAGGUGUUUUAUUUUUGGUGUUGCUUUUAUUAAUGGGAAGUUGGUAUUUUUAAGUACUUUUUCUACAAAAAUGUAUGUGCAAAGGCAAUACUUUAACAUUUUUCAAGAACUUGUAUUUUUAAAUGCUACAAACCAGAGAAUAUACAUUUGGACUGAAGAUAGUAGCUUUAAAAAAUGCAAUGCAAGCUUUAAUUUUUAUAUUGUAAUAAUAACUUGCCGUCAACUUGUUUACAUAUUUGUAGGAUGGAAACUUCAUUAUGCAUUGACUUACCUUGAUGCUGUCUUUAAUAAAUGCUGCUUUGAGCAAGA
This is a messenger RNA of Passer domesticus (house sparrow), 4957 nucleotides long. It is a transcript of the gene REEP3, whose product is annotated as receptor accessory protein 3. Bases 331 to 1089 code for a protein of 252 amino acids. Gene Ontology annotation, molecular function: microtubule binding. Gene Ontology annotation, cellular component: endoplasmic reticulum membrane; cytoplasmic microtubule. The record is from RefSeq and is a predicted model, not a curated record. The transcript is spliced from 9 exons. Lineage: Eukaryota; Metazoa; Chordata; Aves; Passeriformes; Passeridae.